Messenger RNA from Orbicella faveolata, 2202 nucleotides. RefSeq lists its product as uncharacterized. The record is from RefSeq and is a predicted model, not a curated record. Lineage: Eukaryota; Metazoa; Cnidaria; Anthozoa; Scleractinia; Merulinidae.
GAAUUUUUUUUUUUUUUAUUGCGUGACAGUGUAAGCCAAGAAUAGGGCCUGAGACUGAACGACUCGCUCGACAGAACGCAAGUGGUAUUACAAAUGGAAGAAUAAACUUUACGGCAACGGAGAUCAAAGCGUUUGUGUUUACCGAUGUAGUUUAGCAGGUACAGGGAACUGCAUUUAUUCUGAGUGGCCAUUGUAAGCAGUAGGUGUUCUUCUUUCGGUUCUUUUCCAAAAGUACCGCCCGUGUUAUAAAAAGACAUUGGAAACAAGAGCUAAUCAUGCGUAUGAAUUAUUGUUAACCGAUUCAAGCGUGAUAUUUGGUUGGAUCCUGACUCACGGAGCGAAAAUGAAAAUCUUUCGCCUUUUUCUCGCCGUAAUUGUCGUCCAAACCCUAACUGUGGUUGCUCAGAGCUUCGAAGUCCAUGGCCGGAACACAUUGUUACGAAGAAAGCGGCUCGUCACAUUAAACAACGGCACGUGUUCCACGCAACAACUGAAAUCGCCCGUCGAUGGCGCCAUUUUGAAAACUCCACAAGAAGGAAAUUCCAUUUCUUUCCAUCAUGGGGACAAAGCUGACUUUGUUUGCAAAGACGGAUAUCAACAAGUUGGUCAGCUGAAAUCAUUUAUUUGCCAAGAAGAUGGAAAAUGGAAUGAAUCUACUUCAAAUCGCUCUGGAUUUUGUGCAAAGACCGACGAAGUGUCCUGUGGACCGACAGUGUUAAACGUGACUGGAAGAGCCACAGGAAUACUAACCAGCACGACAAUCAAUCGACAUCCACCCAGCAAAACAGUGGAUUGUACCUGGAGUCUUGUCACCGAAGAUCCAGGCUUCUACAUCAAGCUGCUUUUCGUUAACUUUUCACUGUCUCCGAAUUGUACAAACAAUUUUAUUUCGCUGGAAAAGGUUAAUUUUACUGAUUUUGGUAGAACAAAAAAAUGCUGCAACAGCCAAAGUGAAAAUGUGUGUAGGUUCAGUGGAAAGAGCUCACCGCCUCUCUCUCGCUCCGUAUCACACUCCAUGACUGUCAAGUUCUACUCUAAAGAUCUGAGCAAGUCGUUCUUCAAGGCAAUAUGGUACAAUGUCAACGGUUUGUAUCCGAAUGGCCUGGUCCCCCAGCGAGAUCUUACGUACGCGCCGCGGAUCGUGUUACCAAUGCCGUCUCAGACUACGAUUGCACCUGACACGCCAUCAGUUCUCGCCUUCACCGUCUUCGCGUUAAUACUUUUUGCUGUAGGUGUCUUCAUAGCUUGUAAGUUUGGUAAGCGUUACCUGGGACUCAGUUGCAGCCUUGGGGACUGCUGGGCACUGGUGACGUGUAGAUGGACGUCUCGAGCCCCGUCGAUACCGUAUCGUACCCGGGAGGGGCCGUCAGAAGCAAGAGGGCUCAUGACGGACACUGACAGCCCACUCACUGGCGAAAGGAUUCGUGUUUCUAGAGUGGAACAGAUCUAGUCUGCUGGAAGCCGCCGGGUUUUUCUCGUAGGGUCACUUAGACGAGUGUUUAGUCAUCGCGAACGCAAAAGGGCGGUAUGGCGGUGGCCGAGUGGGGAAAAAGGCGAGACGAGAAAAAACCUUAGGGCUAGGGUUAGGGUUAGGGUUAUGUUACUAUGUUUUUCUUCUCGUGCGUGCCGCGCCCAUGUCUCGUCCCAUUCCCCCUCACGCUAAAGCGUCAUUCCUCAUAAUCGCUGCUGAAUUUCGAGAGGAAAACAGACUGCCAGCAGUCUAGAACAAAUCGUACCCCGGAGACGGAUCUAGUGGGCCGUCGCAUGACAGCUCGGAAAAUAUUGCCUGAUAAACUUGGCGCAGUUUAAACUUUACUGAACGAGGUGACGAUCUCACUUGCACAGUAACAGUCCAGUCACUGACUCUUCCUUCCCUGCGCCCUCUAUGUAUGGAUUGAAUUCAGGCGCUAUAGGGCGGGAAAAGAAGACUGGUCUAACACAGUAAGUGAGCAGAAUUAAUAUUUCUGACAAUGAAGCAUCGCGGAACAGGCAGAAACUUAUUACAUGAUAUUUUCGCGACACGUAAAUUUCGCGAAUUUCGGGAAAAAAAAACUGCGAGAUAAAAGUGACGCGAACUAUAAGUGUCGCGAACAUAACAUGACCCGAAAAUUAAGUGAGACACAUUAUGUUACUACUAAUAAAGUGUAUUAUCGUUUGUCUCACGAUGUAGUCACUUGAGAUGUAGAUCGCGACGUUUCGACU